Messenger RNA from Entrophospora sp. SA101, 513 nucleotides. NCBI's taxonomy places the organism in Eukaryota, Fungi, Glomeromycota, Glomeromycetes, Entrophosporales, Entrophosporaceae. The record is from the annotation of a GenBank genome assembly.
AUGAUACCAACUGAUCUCCUGGAAGAGACAAGAGAAUUAGAUAGUUUUAAUGUAGAGAAUAAUGAUAAGCCAUUUGAAGAUGCUAUUUUAUUGGCAGAAACUCAUGCUUCUGAUGCAAAAAUUAGAUGGAUAUUUCAAUUUUGGUUUCAACUUCUUGAUAUCAUUGAAGAAGGUCACAUGAAUCAGAAAUUGGACAAUGCUACAGCAGCACAAGGUUAUGAAUUUGGUACAGCUGAAAACUCUGGUCAAGAUUCUAAGCCUCAUUAUGAUAAAUCCAUAUCUGAUUUUAUAAAAGUAGUGAAAGUAAUCUGUGUCCAACAUUCAGUAUGUGCCGUUGCUAUUAAUACUGCUGCUGGAGGAAUGCUUGAUGACAACCUGCAUUCAGCAUUGAAAACAAUACCUAUUGUUGGAUUAUAUAUAGUUGAAUAUACAAUCAAAGUACAUGUGAUUUAUUAUCUUGGCAAUGGUGUAUGGGUAUUUGAUGAAGUUGAUAGCUGUACUUUACAAACCUAG